Messenger RNA from Monomorium pharaonis (pharaoh ant), 2622 nucleotides. RefSeq names its product arylsulfatase B. The transcript has 9 exons. The record is from RefSeq and is a predicted model, not a curated record. Bases 486 to 2195 code for a protein of 569 amino acids. Lineage: Eukaryota; Metazoa; Arthropoda; Insecta; Hymenoptera; Formicidae.
AAGUAGCACCAAUGUAAUUGCGUAAUACGUCUAGCAUAACAUUUAAGGCUACAAUAUUUCAUGAUAACGAUAUGUGUAUGAAAGCUGCAAUGAAAUGAUAAAAGCUUUGUUUAUUAUUCUAUAUAUGUAGACAUUUAUCGCAUCACAUCGUAACGAGGUCGUCUUAAUCGCGUCAAUACUACUGCUCUGUCGGUCACUUAUAAAUUUUGCAAUGUAUAGAUCAUUACAUUGCAUUAGCAAGUCCAAAAUUGGACGAUUUUCGAACGUUGCCAUUACGGGAAAAAAAUUUGAAUAUUAUCUAAUCGAUAAGAUAACAUUUUUCGUUUUCUAUUUUUCAAGUUCUGUUUUCAAGUAGUUAAAGAAAUAAAUUAAGCGUGUUUAGUAGAUAAAGACUGCGUUUUUUGGCGCUCACCGCUGAGCAUUAUUGCAUUCUUGUUGUUCAUCAAACAUUGAAUAAGUGAUGCUUAUAAGCGCUCUGACAGACGAUGAGAUUGAACAACGUGUCUCUUAUCUUUGUGCUGACUAUUUUAAGUGAGUGCCUUUAUGGUUCUUCUGCAUCAGUGCAACCACCCAACAUCAUCGUUAUCAUCGCUGAUGAUCUCGGAUGGAACGAUGUUAGUUUCCACGGUGCCGAUGAAAUUCCUACGCCAAAUAUAGACGCUCUUGCGUACAACGGUGUGAUAUUGAAUCGACAUUAUGUAAUGCCGACAUGUACGCCGUCGAGGACAGCCUUCCUCACCGGAAAAUAUCCUAUAAGGACAGGAAUGCAGGGUUAUCCUUUGAGAGGAGCCGAACCACGUGGUAUACCCUUGAACAACACUUUUCUACCUGAGUAUCUUCGUAAACUCGGGUACGCCACUCAUCUAAUGGGAAAAUGGCAUGUCGGUUAUCACACGAAAAAUUUCGGACCCACCCGUCGGGGUUUCGACACCUUCUUGGGAUAUUAUAGUGGCAUGAUUCAAUAUUUCAAUCAUACACUCAACGAAAGUGGACAAAUGGGUUACGAUUUACAUCGAAUAGUGGGCGAGAGUCACACGGUCGAAUAUAGGUACGACUACAUGACCGAUAUUAUAACCGACGAGGCUGAAAGUAUUAUCUCAUCGCAUAACACCGAGAAACCUAUGUAUCUGCAGCUGUCACAUCUCGCCCCACACUGCAGUGAUGCAGCAGAAGUUAUGGAAGUACGCGAUUGGGUAGAAACGAAUGCCACUUUCGGUUACAUUAAAGACCUGAAGAGAAGGAAGUACGCGAGUGUCGUUGCAACAUUAGAUAAGUCAAUCGGUCGGGUUGUUGACGCGCUGAAGAGGAAGAAUAUGCUAAAUAACACGAUUAUACUUUUUAUGACCGAUAAUGGAGCGCAAACUACAGGUUACUUAGAAAAUUACGGAUCCAAUUAUCCACUACGAGGGUUGAAAUUCUCCCUGUUUGAAGGCGGCAUACGAGGUGCGGCGUGUAUCUAUUCACCUUUGAUUCUUAAUUCGAGCAGGAUCUCGACACAAUUAUUUCAUAUUACCGAUUGGCUGCCGACUCUGUACUCCGCGGCUGGUGGCAAUCCAAGUGAUCUGGAUCAAUUGGACGGCAUUGAUCAAUGGUCCGCAAUCAAGGGUGAGAAAACUAGGAAACGGAAAUCGAUUCUCGUGAAUAUUCAAGAGGACAAGGCUGAGGCGGCGUUAAUAAGAAAUUAUAAACUCGUUAGAGAUAAGUCCGAUUAUCAGAAGCACUAUAAUUAUUAUAGCGGUAACGACGUGUCGUAUCCCGAGUAUAAUGUGACGAGUGUUCUUACGUCGCCGGCCGCAUCGGCCAUCGCGAGUGUUUCGACUCGCUUGUUAACGGCGUCUAAAGUAAAAGCGCUCCGGAAAAGAGCCAUGAUAGUUUGCAAGAAUGUUACGAAUGUCUCCAGUUGCACGAACCGCACCUGCUUAUUUAAUAUCAACAAGGAUCCUUGCGAAAUUACGGAUCUAUCCUCGGAGCAUCCUAAGGUCGUCGAGAGAUUGAGCGUAUUCAUCGACAGCUAUAAAUCGGUCCUCAUGAAGGAGACUAAUACACUUGUCGAUCCGGCUGGCUUUCCGUUCCACUUUAACAACACUUGGAUGCCCUGGCUGUCGGACGACUAUCAGCCGAUCUGCGAAAUGCAUUUCACGGCGAACGAAGUUAUGUUGUGGCGACCUAACGGCUUCACUUUGACUUCGUGUUAGAGCCGUAUUUGCGUUUUUUCCACUAUGGAAUUCAGCCGGAACCAGUUUUGAGACGUCAAUAUGUUUCUAGAUGGAUCUUAAUGGUCAGUUUAAUACCGACAAUGAGCGACGUGUUUGUCACAUUUUUAAACGCGAAAGCUCUUUGAAUUGUUUCUUUUUGUGUUCUUCAGACAAAACGUUUGAGUUUUCUCUUUCUCGCUGCUCAAUAAUUCUUUGAAAGGGGAUCGUGCAAUAAUUUUUGAUAAAAAAUUGCAUUUACGUGUUUUAAUUGAAUUUGACUUACGUAUCGAUUGAGUGUUAAAACGAGAAAACUUGUACAUUAAGAAAGUAAUCUAAAAACUAAAUUGAAAUGUUAUAAAGUAAGAUGAAUUUAAAAAAUAUUAUAUAUUUUUAUAAUAAAAAUGAUUAACGGUUAAUUUAAUUAAAA